GCCUAUUCGCUCCCCACGACCCGGCCGCCUCCCUCUCGCCCACCUCUCCGUCGACCGCAUCGCCGCCGCUCCCUCCACCCGAAGCUGCCGCUAGCUCGUCCGCCGAGGAGAUCCCACGGGAGCGAGGGCUCGCCACCAGAAACCGUGCACCCGCAUCGCCGCAACCGUUCGCUCGCCGUCCGGACGAGGCCACGCCACCCGCGCCCAGAGCCGCUUCGCCGCCCCGCCGUCUCCUCCACCUCGCCAAGGCUCCGUCUACAAAAGGAAUCGAACUCAGAGGCUCUAGAUUGUCGGAACGCCGCCAUCCCGGGAGCUCCCCUCUCCUCCCUCGACGGAGAUCUACCCGGAGAAAGAACGAAUUAGGCUGGACAUUAUUUUCCUCUGGUGACUGUGGAGCUGCAUAUGCUAAAGGGUGCCAGAGAUCAAGAAUAACCAGCAGUACUCUGUUUUCUUGGUGAAAUGCCUGGUUAUUAUGACAUCGAUGAUAUACUCAUGGAGGAGGAGCCUAUUUCAGUGGUUUUCCAAGUAAGUGCAAAUGGUGUUGGACUCCUAGACCCUGGUGCUGAAAGGAACAGUGUUGAAAAGGGUGCUAAGGUGGACCUUCCAUUUUGGCUUGCACAUGGACUGCUGUCUCUGGAACAAGCAGUGUCCAUAAACGUACCUCCUUGCUUCACCCAGAGAACCCGGAAGGAGAUCCAGGCUGAUGCAGCCUGUGUUGAUUUGAGGAUCCGUUGCCCUUACUUCUACGAGCUAGGAUGCAAGAUAGUUCCUUUGGUUAAUGACAGGAGCAUUGGACCAUUCUUGCGCUAUGCAUUCACCAGUAGGUACAAGGAAAUACUAAGCAAGUCACACAGCUCUUCCAUGAUGACAGUGCCCAAGUUUGUUCCGCGUCUUACAAAAGAAGAAGCCCGAGUGUUUGAAUCCGCUAGGGACUCCAUGACUGCUUUCAAGAAAUGGCGUGCUGGUGGUGUGAGGUUGCAGAAAGCGUCCAUUCUUGGCAGGAAAAGGAAGACAAAGCUGCCUGAUGGACCUUCUACUCCUUGAGCUGUGUUUAGCUUAUGUAUUUAGUGGUGUACUUGAGCAGAGUUGAUCUGAUGUAUGUAUACUGAUUAGUAUGUUACUGGAAGACAAGGUGAAACAGCUCCGUUCUGAGAUCACACUUAAUAUUGUAUUUUGUGGCUGAUGUGCGCAUAUAUUAUUCGACAGUAUCUCUGUUGUCUACACGCCUGAAUUUAUUAUUAAGAAAAACGUGACAUCAAUGAACA
Oryza brachyantha (malo sina) is the source of this 1265-nucleotide messenger RNA. RefSeq names its product probable DNA replication complex GINS protein PSF3. Gene Ontology annotation, biological process: mitotic DNA replication initiation. Bases 460 to 1044 code for a protein of 194 amino acids. The transcript is spliced from 7 exons. Gene Ontology annotation, cellular component: GINS complex. Lineage: Eukaryota; Viridiplantae; Streptophyta; Magnoliopsida; Poales; Poaceae. The record is from RefSeq and is a predicted model, not a curated record.